AUGCCCGCGCACGUCGGGAUCGUCCCCUCGCGCCCGCACCCGGCGCCGCUCGCGGACCGCGGCCGCCGCGGCCGCGCGCGAUGGCGGUGCGACGCGAACGACGGUGGAGGAGCCGGCGCCGAUCGUCGCGCGAUUUCGCGCCGCGAAAAUAAAGCAACUCCGAGAGCAUCUUCCCCGCUGCGGCAGCCGCCCGCGUUCGUCCGACGCGCGGUGGAGCUCUCCGCGUGGGCGGGGCGCGAGGCCGUCUCUGUCGUCGCGGCGAAAGAGAAGCCGUCGACGUCGGGCGGCGCGCGCAACAACGUCGUGGGACUCCACGCGCCGUCGUCGUCGCACACGGCGGAGAGAUCUGAGCGCGCGUCGGAUCAUCGGAGCGUGAUCGCGCGCGCGUUCGCGAGCCGGCGCUGGUGGUUCCUCGCCGGAGUGAGCAACACUGUGGGGGACAAGGAGCUCGAAGCGAUCGACGCGCUGCACGCGUCCAUCACGAACGACGUCCUCGCCGCGCCGCGGUCGCCGGUGCAGACGUCGAUCGACUCCAUGGAGGACAGCGUCGACGGCGAGGACCGCGGCGGGGGCGUCGUCGUGAACGAGUUCAGGGACGCGUCGGGGAACGCGUUUCAGGUGGCGCUGUCGAACGAAGACGCGCCCGCGGGGAUGACGAAACUGGAGAUGCGCGGGAUGGACCGAGAUAACUUGCUCGGGUCGCUCUGCUCCGCGCUCGCGCGCGUGAACAUCUCGAUCGUGAGCGGGAUCAUAAGCACCGGGGACGACGGGCGGGUUCGGAACACGAUGUUCGUGAGGAAGCAGCUGAGCGCGCUGCCGGAGAUCGCCGCGUCGGACGGCGACCCCUCCGCCCCGGGCCUGAAUACCGCGGCGACGAAUACCAUCGUCGCUCCCAUCACGAUCGACGAAAUGAAUAACAUCACGCGCGUUCCCGAGUCCGAGUUCUCCGCGGUGUCGCUGCGAGUCCUCUCCGCGUGCUGGACGUCCGACCGCAGAGAGUGGCUGAAGACGAGGCAGGCUGGGAAGUUUCUCGGCAGCGCGUACGACCGCGGGAGCCUCGGAGACGGCGCCGGCGGGGGAGACGUCGCCGCCGCGGAGGCGAAGAUGCGCGCGGUCAGCGCGCGGCUCGCGGACAGCGCGGCGCGCGUGGCGAUGACGAGAGACGCGUGGAGUAAGACGGACGUCGUCGAGGACGAUUUGCUCGCGGAGAUGGAGGGCGCGAUGAAGGAGUUGACGAGGGCGCGAAAGGCGCAGAGGAAGCGGGAGAAAAAGAUGGCGGCGAGGGCGCUGAUGAAGGGGCCUGGCGCGAAGAAGGACGAAUCCGGGUUUACGACGGAUUCGGGUUCCGUCCUCUCGAGCGCGUUCGUCCGCGGUGUCAUGGCGAUGAACCUCGCCGCGGUGCUGUUCGGCUCGAACCAGGUCGUGAUCAAACAAGUCGCGGACGCCGGCUGCGACGACUUCACGCAGCUCUUCUUCCGCUUCGUCUUCGCCGUGAUCCCGCUCGUGCCGUUCCUCGCGGAAGGCCUCGAGAGCAAGGACCGAGACAAGCUCCUUCAGAACGCCCUCGAGGUUGGCACCGUGCUGUGCGUCGGGUACAUCCUUCAGAUCAUCGGGUUGGACGGCACGACGUCGUCGCGCGGCGCGUUGACGUCGACGUUCACCGUCCUCACCGUACCGAUUUUCGCGCAAAUGUCCGGUCAGGUCGUCCCGUGGUACACCUGGCCCGCGUCCGCGAUAGGGAUCGUCGGCGUCGGGUUGCUCACGAACAGCGGCGGGGAGCCGGUCGUGGGCGACGCGAUUUGCAUCCUCUCCGCGACGGUUUUCGGGUAUCACACGCUUCGAUCCGCGGAGUCGGCGGUGAUGUUUGAAGACUUGGAACUCCCGUUCAUCGCGUGGCAGAUCGCCGUCGUGUGCGUCGAAGCCGGCGCGUGCAAGCUGUUGUCGAUGAUCUAUCACGCGCACGAGCAAGGUAUUGAUGCAACGGCCGUGUUCGCGGCGUUACCGGACGAGCUCGCGGCCACGCCGUGGGCGCCGAUCGCGUACAUGGGCCUCUUCACGACGUCGUUUACGCUUCUGAUUGAAUUCUACGCGCUUCAAAACAUAAGCGCGGCGACCGCGGCGUUAGUGUACACCGCGGAGCCGCUGUGGGGCGCCGCGUUCGCGUGGUGGUUCAUGGGCGACCGGUGGGGCCCGAUAGGGUGGGUCGGCAGCGCGCUCAUCAUCGGAAGCAGCGUCGGGUCGCAAUUGCUCUCGUUCGAUGAGGUGAAAAAAGCCAAGGCGUUGGAAGCUGCCAACGACGCGUUGAUCGGCGCGGACGCGGCGCGAUCGCGGUGACGAGCGAGCGGCGAAUCGCAUCGCGCGGGGCGGGCGGGCGGGCGGGCGGGCGCCCCCCGCGACCUGUAUCUGUACUGUAGUUGUUUUGCCUGCCGCUGCGUAUAUUAUAUCACGUAUUACUUGUAUCCGU
Micromonas pusilla CCMP1545 is the source of this 2464-nucleotide messenger RNA. Its product is annotated as Drug/Metabolite transporter superfamily. Gene Ontology annotation, cellular component: membrane. The record is from RefSeq and is a predicted model, not a curated record. Bases 1 to 2334 code for a protein of 777 amino acids. The transcript is spliced from 2 exons. Lineage: Eukaryota; Viridiplantae; Chlorophyta; Mamiellophyceae; Mamiellales; Mamiellaceae.